UAAGCGAAGCUAAGAUCUUGAGGCAGACGGUUUCCACUUAGACGUCCGGAUGAGUAACAGCGCCAUGGUGGCCGUGGCCAUUUGCUGCAUCUUGGUGCUCCUGGCGGUAUUCAUUGUCAUCAUCAUAGUGGUGGGGCAGCAGUUCGAGGAGCCCAAAUGAGACAUGCUCCAGCUGGGACCUGGCAACUUCCCAGAUGGAUAACAGAGAUCGACUAACUGCUAAUUGCCA
This is a messenger RNA of Drosophila navojoa, 229 nucleotides long. RefSeq lists its product as uncharacterized. Lineage: Eukaryota; Metazoa; Arthropoda; Insecta; Diptera; Drosophilidae. The record is from RefSeq and is a predicted model, not a curated record.